Molecule: messenger RNA, 6444 nt
Organism: Musca vetustissima
Lineage: Eukaryota; Metazoa; Arthropoda; Insecta; Diptera; Muscidae
Gene: l(3)72Ab
Product: U5 small nuclear ribonucleoprotein 200 kDa helicase
Exons: 8
Coding region: 16-6444 (2142 amino acids)
Cellular component (GO): nucleus
Molecular function (GO): ATP binding; nucleic acid binding
Source: RefSeq, a predicted model, not a curated record
UACACACAAACCGCCAUGGCUGAUGCCGCAGCAAGACAGCUGCAAUAUGAAUACAAAGCGAAUUCAAAUUUGGUAUUGCAAGCUGAUGUACGUUUAAUUGAACGUCCCCGCCGCGAUGAAGCUACAGGAGAAGUUGUAUCGUUAGUUGGUAAAUUGGAUGGCACCCGUAUGGGUGAUCGCUAUCAACGAUCCAAGCCAGAGAAAACAGAAGAACGCAAGGCCAAACGACAGAAGCGUGAUGAGGCGCAAUAUGAUUUUGAGCGCAUGAAAGGUGCAACUCUUCUAUCGGAGGGUAUUGAUGAAAUGGUUGGCAUCGUUUACCGGCCAAAGACUCAAGAGACCCGCCAAACAUACGAGGUUUUGUUGAGUUUCAUUCAGGAAGCUCUUGGAGAUCAGCCACGUGAUAUUCUCUGUGGUGCAGCAGAUGAAAUAUUGGCUGUACUAAAGAAUGAUAAACUAAAGGAUAGAGAACGCAAAAAAGAGAUUGACGGUCUACUGGGAUCCGUCACGGAGGAGAGGUUCGCCUUACUGGUAAAUCUAGGCAAGAAAAUUACAGACUUUGGCUCAGAUGCUGUUAAUGCGUUGACAGCUAACAUCAAUGAGGAACAAAUCGAUGAGACAUAUGGAAUCAAUGUACAAUUCGAAGAAUCCGAAGAAGAAAGUGACAACGAUAUGUAUGGAGAAAUUCGUGAUGAAGACGGCCAAGAAGAGGGAGAAGAAGCAAAAAUUGAUCACACUCUACAUGCCGAAAAUCUUUUGGCCGAGGAAUCUGUAAAUGUGAAAAAGGAACGUGGUUUACACCCUCUUGAUAUUGAUGCCUAUUGGCUUCAAAGAUGCCUCAGUAAAUAUUACAAAGAUGCUAUGGUGUCGCAAAGUAAAGCAGCUGAUGUUUUGCGCAUUCUUAAGGAUGCUGCAGAUGAGCGAGACUGUGAAAAUCAACUUGUGCUGCUUCUUGGUUACGAUUGCUUCGAUUUCAUUAAACAACUUAAACUUAAUCGUCAAAUGAUUUUGUAUUGCACUAUGCUGGCAUCUGCCCAGACGGACAGCGAAAGACAACGCAUACGUGAAAAAAUGCGAAAUGAUCCUAAGUUGGCGAAGAUUUUAGUUCAACUCGAUACCGGCAAAACUGAGGACGAUGAGGGGUACGGCAACAAUUCACGAACAAGUAAAAUGGAUAAAUCGCAAAUGGAUGAUGGUGGCCAGGGUACGGCCGGACAGGUUGCUGGUCAACGCCAAGUAUUGGAAUUGGAAGAGUUGGCUUUCACUCAAGGUUCACAUUUUAUGGCCAACAAACGUUGUCAACUGCCGGACGGCUCUUUCCGCAAACAACGUAAAGGAUAUGAAGAAGUUCAUGUGCCGGCAUUGAAACAGGUUCCAUUUGAGGAUAAGGAAGAACUACAGCCCAUCGAUAAAUUGCCGAAAUAUGUGCAGCCUGUUUUCGAAGGAUUUAAGACCCUUAAUCGUAUCCAGUCACGUUUGUGGAAAGCUGCUUUGGAGUCGGAUGAAAACAUGUUGCUGUGUGCUCCCACAGGUGCGGGUAAAACAAAUGUGGCACUGUUGUGUAUGAUGCGAGAAAUUGGCAAGCACAUCAAUGAAGACGGCACAAUUAAUGCUGAUGAUUUCAAAAUCAUUUAUGUGGCUCCCAUGAAGUCUUUGGUACAGGAAAUGGUGGGUAAUUUCGGGCGUCGUUUGGCUUCGUAUAAUUUAACGGUAUCCGAAUUGACGGGAGAUCAUCAACUGACAAGGGAGCAAAUUGCUGCCACCCAGGUCAUUGUGUGUACACCCGAAAAGUGGGAUAUUAUUACUCGGAAAGGAGGCGAAAAGACAUUUACUUCCCUUGUCCGCUUGGUAAUUAUUGAUGAAAUACAUUUGUUGCAUGAUGAAAGAGGUCCCGUUCUGGAAGCAUUGGUGGCUCGUACUAUUCGUAAUAUUGAAGUCACUCAGGAAGAUGUACGUUUGGUGGGUUUGUCUGCCACUCUGCCCAACUAUCAAGACGUCUCAACAUUUUUACGUGUGAAACCCGACAAAGGACUUUACUACUUUGAUAAUAGUUAUCGGCCUGUCGCAUUGGAACAGCAAUAUAUUGGUGUCACCGAAAAGAAGGCAUUGAAACGUUUCCAAGUUAUGAAUGAAAUUGUCUAUGAGAAGACAAUGGAGCAUGCUGGACGCAAUCAAGUUUUGGUGUUCGUUCAUUCUCGCAAAGAAACUGGCAAAACAGCCAGAGCUGUACGUGAUAUGUGUCUGGAGAAGGAUACUUUGGGUAGUUUCCUGAGAGAGGGUUCUGCCAGUAUGGAAGUUUUAAGGACAGAAGCCGAACAAGUAAAGAAUACCGAACUCAAAGAAUUACUUCCCUACGGAUUUGCUAUCCAUCAUGCUGGUAUGUCCAGAGUGGAUCGUACACUGGUGGAAGAUUUGUUUGCCGAUCGUCAUAUACAGGUGCUGGUUUCCACUGCUACCUUGGCUUGGGGUGUUAAUUUACCCGCCCAUACUGUCAUCAUUAAGGGAACACAGGUGUACAAUCCUGAAAAAGGCCGUUGGGUUGAGUUGUCUGCCUUGGAUGUAUUACAGAUGUUGGGUCGUGCCGGUCGUCCUCAAUACGAUACCAAAGGUGAAGGUAUUUUGAUUACGAAUCACAGUGAACUGCAAUUCUAUUUGUCACUGCUGAAUCAACAGCUGCCAAUUGAGUCUCAAUUUGUUUCCAAGCUGCCGGAUAUGUUAAAUGCUGAAAUUGUCUUGGGCACGGUGCAGAAUGUUAAAGAUGCAGUCAAUUGGUUGGGUUACACAUAUCUAUACAUACGUAUGUUACGCAAUCCUCUCCUAUAUGGCAUUGGCCAUGAUGCACUCAAAGAUGACCCUUUGUUGGAACAACGACGUGCUGAUUUAAUACACACCGCUGCAUUGCAUUUGGAUCGUAGUGGUUUGGUAAAAUACGAUCGCAAAUCAGGUCAAUUCCAAGUCACAGCACUUGGUAGAAUUGCUUCACAUUAUUAUUGUACCCAUGAAACGAUGAUGACAUAUAAUCAACUUCUCAAGCAGACUUUGUCUGAGAUUGAAUUAUUCCGAGUAUUUUCCCUGUCUUCGGAGUUUAAACAUAUCGCAGUACGGGAGGAGGAGAAACUCGAAUUACAAAAGCUGAUGGAACGUGUACCAAUACCGAUUAAGGAAUCCAUGGAAGAGCACAGUGCCAAGGUUAAUGUGCUGCUGCAGGCGUAUAUUUCACAAUUGAAAUUGGAGGGCUUUGCUCUAAUGUCGGAUAUGGUGUUUAUUACCCAAUCGGCAUCUCGUUUGAUGAGAGCCAUUUUCGAAAUUGUCCUGCACCGAGGAUGGGCUCAGCUUGCCGACAAGACCCUGACUUUGUGUAAAAUGAUUGAUCGCAGAAUGUGGCAGUCGAUGACACCCUUGAGACAGUUUAAGAAAAUGCCCGACGAAAUUGCUAAAAAACUGGAAAAGAAAAAUUUCCCCUGGGAACGUUUAUACGAUUUGGAACCCCAUGAAAUUGGUGAGCUGAUAAGAGUGCCGAAAUUGGGUAAGACUAUACACAAAUUUGUUCAUCAGUUCCCAAAAUUGGAAUUGUCUACCCACAUUCAACCUAUUACAAGAUCCACCUUGAGGGUUGAGCUGACAAUAACACCCGACUUUCAGUGGGAUGAAAAAGUCCACGGUUUAUCUGAAGGUUUUUGGAUUUUGGUAGAAGAUGUAGACUCGGAAAUUAUAUUACAUCAUGAAUUCUUUUUGCUCAAGGAGAAAUACUGUCAGGAUGAACAUCAAUUGAAAUUCUUUGUACCGGUCUUUGAACCUUUACCACCGCAAUAUUUCUUGCGUAUUGUAUCCGAUCGUUGGAUUGGCUCAGAAACCCAAUUGCCCGUUUCGUUUAGGCAUUUAAUAUUGCCCGAAAAGAAUAUGCCACCGACGGAACUUUUGGAUUUGCAACCAUUGCCCAUUUCGGCAUUGCGUAACCCCAAAUUCGAAGAGUUUUAUCGUGAGAAGUAUCCCCAAUUCAAUCCGAUACAAACACAAGUCUUCAAUGCCGUCUACAAUAGUGACGAUAAUGUCUUCGUCGGAGCCCCAACCGGAUCAGGUAAAAUGACAAUUGCAGAGUUUGCGAUUAUGCGUCUGUUCUCCCAGCAUGCUGAUGGCCGUUGUGUUUAUUUGGUAUCUAAGGAAGAUUUAGCGGAUUUGGUAUUUGCCGAUUGGCAUACAAAAUUUGCCAAUUUGGGUCUUAAGGUGGUUAAGCUCACCGGUGAAACUGGUACCGAUCUGAAGUUGUUGGCCAAGGGCCAGUUGAUAAUUACCACUGCUGAUAAAUGGGAUGUGCUGUCACGUCGUUGGAAGCAGCGUAAGAAUGUGCAAAAUAUACAACUUUUCAUUGUCGAUGAACUGCAAUUGGUGGGUGGUGAAGAUGGCCCCGUCCUGGAAGUGGUCUGUUCGAGAAUGCGUUACAUUUCUUCGCAGAUCGAAAAACAAAUUCGAAUUGUCGCCCUGUCAUCGUCGUUGGCAGAUGCUAGAGAUGUGGCCCAAUGGUUGGGUUGCAACACAAAUGCCACUUUUAAUUUCCACCCUAGUGUCCGGCCAAUACCAUUGGAAUUACAUAUACAAGGAUUUAAUAUUACGCACAAUGCCACUAGGAUAGCGUCAAUGUCCAAACCGGUGUAUAAUGCCAUUUUGAAAUACAGUCCGCAUAAGCCGGUCCUUGUGUUUGUCUCUUCACGCAAACAGGCACGUUUGACUGCCAUUGAUAUACUGACAUACAGCGCUUCAGAUUUGCAACCAAAUCGUUUCUUCCAUGCCGAGGAGGAGGAUAUUAAACCAUUUUUAGAUCGUAUGACAGAUAAAACUCUUAAGGAAACCCUUUCUCAGGGUGUGGCAUAUCUUCAUGAAGGUCUAACCGCCUCGGAUCAUCGUUUGGUGGAACAGCUGUUCGACUCGGGAGCUGUACAAGUGGCUGUUGUGGCCAAAGAUCUAUGUUGGGGCAUGAGUAUUUCAGCCCAUUUGGUGAUCAUCAUGGAUACGCAAUAUUACAAUGGUAAAAAUCAUUCCUAUGAAGAUUAUCCCAUUACCGAUGUUCUACAAAUGAUUGGACGUGCCAAUCGGCCCAUUGAAGAUGCCGAUGCCAAAUGUGUGCUUAUGUGUCAGUCAUCGAAGAAGGAUUUCUUUAAGAAGCUGCUAAACGAACCACUGCCCAUCGAAAGUCAUUUGGAUCAUCGUUUACACGAUCACUUCAAUGCCGAGGUGGUAACCAAAACCAUUGAAAACAAACAGGAUGCCGUCGAUUAUUUGACAUGGACAUUCCUCUACAGACGUCUCACACAAAAUCCCAACUACUACAAUUUGCAGGGUGUAACACAUCGUCAUUUGUCCGAUCAUUUGUCGGAAUUGGUAGAGAAUACAUUAUCCGAUUUGGAACAAUCGAAAUGUAUUAGCAUUGAAGAUGAUAUGGAUACGCUGCCAUUGAAUUUGGGCAUGAUUGCCGCCUACUAUUACAUCAACUAUUCGACAAUAGAACUUUUCAGUUUGUCGCUUAACAGCAAGACCAAGGUUCGGGGUUUGUUGGAAAUUAUAUCCUCUGCUGCUGAAUAUGAGGAUAUUGUUGUAAGGCAUCAUGAAGAGAAUAUUUUGCGGACAUUGUCGCAGCGUUUGCCAAAUAAAUUGACUGGUCCAAAUGAAACAGCACCCAAAUUUAAUGAUCCCCAUAUUAAGACCAAUCUUUUGCUGCAAGCCCAUCUUUGUCGUCUCCAGCUGGGACCCGAAUUACAAGGUGAUACUGAAUUGAUUUUAGGAAAAGCCGUGCGUUUAAUACAAGCCUGUGUGGAUGUGCUCAGUUCAAAUGGUUGGCUUUCACCAGCAGUUGCAGCUAUGGAAUUGGCACAAAUGGUCACACAAGCCAUGUGGAGCAAAGAUUCAUAUCUUAAACAAUUGCCGCAUUUCAAUGCUGACAUUAUCAAACGAUGCACAGAAAAUAAAAUCGAAACUGUUUUCGAUAUUAUGGAAUUGGAAGAUGAAGAUCGUUCCCGCCUAUUGCAAUUAAGCGAUGCCCAAAUGGCCGAUGUUGCACGUUUCUGUAAUCGUUAUCCGAAUAUUGAAAUGAACUUUGAAGUUGUGGACAAGGAGCACAUUAACUCUGGUUCAACGGUCAAUGUUGUGGUGCAAUUGGAGAGAGAGGAUGAAGUAACUGGUCCAGUUAUUGCACCAUUCUUUCCACAGAAACGCGAAGAAGGUUGGUGGGUUGUUAUUGGUGAUCCAAAAACAAAUUCAUUGCUAUCCAUCAAACGUCUUACAUUGCAACAAAAGGCUAAAGUCAAACUUGAUUUUGUUGCACCCAGCCCCGGGCGUCAUGAAUAUACGUUAUAUUUUAUGAGCGAUUCAUAUUUGGGCUGUGAUCAAGAAUACAAAUUUGACAUUGAUGUGGGUGACUUCCAAUCGGAAAGUGAAAGCGAAUCGGAUUAA